UUCACUUCUCUCUCUCUCUCUCUCUCUCUCUCAACUUUCCUAUUUUAACCCUCUCCCUCUCUCUCCUCCCUUAAACCAUUAGUAAAUUUACAUUCUCUUUUACACUAAUUCUCCACUUUUGAGAAUUAAAAGGUUAAUCCCUCGCCCACAAUUUGUAUUACACAACAGUUCUUAAAAACCUCUUUGAAACCCCACUCUCUCCUAUUUCUACCUUACUUUUCUCUCACAAUUCCCAAUCUAACCUUUCUCUCUCCCUCUUCAACCCUCUCUUGUAUCUACUCUCACUCUCUCUCCACCAUACUUUUCUCCCAUAAUUCCCAAUUGAAUAUUCUCUCUCCCUCAAAAAUUUCUCAAAAAAUAGAAAAAAAACCCCAUUAGUCCUCUCUCUCAUAAUGCAUAUGUAUAUAGGAGGGUGACCCAAAUAUACCUAUAAACGUAUAGGCUAAAGUAGGCUCAAUCAUCACUAUCUUCUAAACUACUUUUCUCACUUCCUAACACUCUCAAAUUUCAUACCUUUUUCUUCUUUAUCCAUCAAACCAAAACCCUUUACCUAACCUCAUGGCCUCUACAUCCUCCAAGAGACAUGAUCACUACAAAGGAAUCCGCUGCCGGGGUGGCAAAUGGGUCUCCGAGAUUCGUGAGCCACGUAAGACUAAUCGAAUAUGGCUCGGCACCUACCCUACACCCGAAAUGGCUGCUGCUGCCUACGACGUAGCCGCACUCGCACUCAAGGGUUGCAAUGCCGUUCUCAACUUCCCCAACUCAGUUGCCUUCUACCCGGUUCCUGCUUCCACAUCCCCCAAUGAUAUCCGUAUUGCUGCUGCUGCUGCCGCCGCGUCCAAAAAGGUUGAUGAUCAAGGAGAAAACAGUUACCAUAACUCUCACUACCAAUCUCCACCAACCAAUGAGUUUGUCGAUGAAGAAGCGCUGUUCGGAAUGCCAAAUCUUUUACAUGACAUGGCUGAGGGAAUGCUGUUGUCGCCCCCACGAAUGAACUCGUCGCCGUCUCGACAUGAUUACUACUCGUGGAAUUCAAGUGGAGAUGGAAAUCUUUGGAGCUACCACUAGAGAAAAAACAAACAAACAAAAAUUAACCAUAAAAAAGAUAAAUUAAAACUCCAUGAAUUGGAACAUACUUAUUUUAAUACAAUCAUGGGGGAAAAUUAAGGUAAUCAAACGACAAGGAUAUGGAAAAAAAUUUAGAACUAUGAACAAUGUUUUUUGCUUCGAUGAGAAGGUGUCUGGAACAGUAAAAAAUUAGACUGAAUGUGGGAUUUAGAUUUGGAUAGAGAGACACGGUUUUGGUUGGAGAAAGAGAUUUUGAAUUAGAUUUUGUCUGUUUCUUUUUUCUCUCUCUCUUCUCUUAAUUAUUUAUUAUGAGAUAAAGUAAGAGAGAGAUUGUGUUAUGAUGAAUUUUGAUUGGUCCACAACUUUUUUUUCUUUUUUUUCUUUUCGUGUUGAAUUUAUGAUUUUUGUUUGUAACAAAUCUAUCUUUGAACUGCAGUUGUCUGUAAUAAUUUGGUUUGUUGAUAUGUCAGACUACUUGUUUUCUUUUCUUUUC
Molecule: messenger RNA, 1561 nt
Organism: Cucumis sativus (cucumber)
Lineage: Eukaryota; Viridiplantae; Streptophyta; Magnoliopsida; Cucurbitales; Cucurbitaceae
Product: ethylene-responsive transcription factor ERF026-like
Exons: 1
Coding region: 559-1068 (169 amino acids)
Biological process (GO): regulation of DNA-templated transcription
Molecular function (GO): DNA binding; DNA-binding transcription factor activity
Source: RefSeq, a predicted model, not a curated record